Messenger RNA from Amoebophrya sp. A120, 3318 nucleotides. NCBI's taxonomy places the organism in Eukaryota, Dinophyceae, Syndiniales, Amoebophryaceae. The record is from the annotation of a GenBank genome assembly.
AAACAGUUAAAAUUCCAAACAUUUUUACUAGCAGAUCGCAUCCUUUUUUUUUCGUCAAUAGAGUUUUCAUCUUCAGAAAGACCCAGUAGAAAUCACGAGAAAACAAAGCAAAUCCAAGUGGUAGAUCGAAGCGAUGCGGUAUCGAAAGGAAAAAUCCCCCCUCCCCAUAUCGAAAACGAAAUGUGUGAUGCUGUAUUUGAGGUCACAAAUCGACUUGUCAUGCUAGAAGGCCAAGAGCCGCAGUCGUGGCCUCGUUUGCAGGCAAUUUGUCAUGCUGAAGAUGCAAGGCUUCCCCACGUCAACCUGCACUACAGUCCGCAUCUUUUCCCGUGUAGCAUGACAAAGCUGAUUUGUGACAACAAAUCUGCAUCACAGAUUUCCGUUUUGAUAUGGGGAGGGGGAGUUUUUCCUCUCGAUAUGCGGCUGUUCGCCAAGGCCGUCCUGGCCACCACCGCGUGCACCGUCGCCGUGGAUGCGAAGCGCAUGUGGAAAAACAAGGAAUUAUUCCGGGCAAAAACGUCCCCACCCCAAAGUCACGAUGGGGACUUAGCUACACAAACCAACAAGUUUUGGUUGUUGCGCAUGACAAGUUUGGACAAGGAAAAAUCCAGUCGUGAUUACCUAGGUAGUGAAGCCGCAUCACAAAUUGCGCGCGUGCUCCUAAUUCUAGUAUGACAAACUCGUCCCGGAUAGCACUACAAAAAAUUUUUCCCAUGUGGCUGCGCAUGAGACGCAUUUCAGGUACUGCAGAUUUGCAUGACAAGAACUCUGGGGUGGGGACGUUUUCACACGGGAUAGGAAGGCCAGCAAGUGACGAAGAAAACCACCCUUACGACCUAUUACAAUGAAAAGUGCCCCCACCCCAGAACUUGGGAGCAUUUGUAUUGCAAACCUUUCCAAAUGAAACACUCGCCCUCUUGCAUCUAUCAGCAUCACAGGUUUUCAAGCGUGAAUAGCGAAAAUUUGUAUUGCAAAAGAUCCCAGCAGAAGCGGCGGUUGUCAUGCAAGCGAUGCUAUAUACGACUAGACUCUGCAUGUGCGGCAGAAAGAUUCAUACUCCUUUCAUGCAUGACAAAAAGUUUUCAUUUGGAAACUUCGCAUCACAAAUUAUUGCAACUUUGGGGGUGGCGGGGGCAUUUUUCCUUGCAAUACGACCCACACGGCGGAGCACAAGUUGGCUGUUAGCAUGAAAAAGAUCGGGAACAUGCAGAAAAAGUUGGCCCAGAAAUUCGAGAAGGCGCGCUCGCUGGCCAAGCAGAAUAAAAAGAAGCACCACCUGGUCGAGGAGGUGCAGAAGAAGCAGGACCUCCAGGAGCUGCAGCAAACCAUGGUUGUCACCGCGACCGGCUCUCUGCUCGAGCUGAAGGGUGACGAUGACGACGACGAUAUCCUGAGCAAAAACGUCCCCACCCCAAAGCUGUCAUGCAGAUUUGCAUCCACAGAAACGUCUGUAAUGCGCAUCGGCAUUAGAGGAUUUUGUAGUCGUAUUAUUAGAUUUGUAAUGCUCUAAACAGGAUGUGCAUGCGUUUUUGUGAUGCGGCUGUCCUUGCUAAACAACACUAUACUACGGAUGGAAAUUUGUCAUGCACAACUCCCAAAACUUGGAGAUUUGUGUUGCAGAUUUACCAACUUGACAAUGGGGGCGGGACGUUUUUACACAGGAUAGACGACGGUGAUGGUGAUGACGACGACGGUGAUGGUGAUGACGAGGGUGACGGUGACGGUGAUGUAUCAACUGCAUUUAUGUCCGGGUCCGGAAAAACCUUGUAAUGCUGGAAAGGAAAAGUGAAAGCACUGCAAUAUUACGUAGCCAAGCAUGACAAAUUUUUGGGCUGCUAUGUGUUGCGUAUUCCUAUGCGGCAUGGCAGCCCGCGUUCUUCUAGCUCGACAGGCGAGAGGAGGGCCUUUUCGUGGCCAUGUGAUCAUGUCAGACAAGCAUGACAAAUUUGGCAAUCGUCUUCCAGACCCCGACCGGUGUUUGCAAUGCAUAUGAAGAUGAUCAGGACGACGAUGAUGAUGGCGGCGGCGGCGGUGGCGGUGGUCGCUCGGGUCCGGGUGUCGCGCGGUUCUGGUACUCGGUGUUGAUUUAUGCAUUGCAAACAUCGACCUAAUUGAAAGGAGGAACUUCUGAUGCUCAUUUUGCAUGCCUGCAAAAUCUGUGUUGCAUGACGAGCAAAUGCGGCGCUUGUUCGCCAUGCAGAAACGCAGUUUGUAAUGCGUACCGCGUACUACGGAAACAAAAGCUCCACCAAAACUUGUGAUGCUUGGCAGCACUUUGAAGUAAUGGAGCCAUCCAGGGUAGAAGUUCAGCAUCACAGGUUAUUUGUUCCAGAUUCAGAUCGAUGUUUGUAAUGCAUACACACUGCUGUGGUGUGUCCGCCUACGUCUACGCGCUCUGGUACCUGGUCGAAAACUGAGGAGGGUUUUCUCGAACAAAACCAGGAAAAAGGUGUACUUCGUUUCUUACAGACUUUGAAUUUUCGUUUGUUGUCAUGCAUUUCCGUUACGGUAGGGGUAGCUUGACUACAAUAAAUGCAGGAGUACUCUUGUUCAUCAAAAACAAAACGAAAAAACUAUCAGGUCACGACCAGACCGUUUUCACAUCACAAGCAAAGGCAAGGAUUUGACUUGCAGAUCAGGAUUUGAUUUGAAGAUUUUUGACGGAAAAGACAAGUAAAUACGGUGGAGCUAUUAAAAGAGGGGGAAAACGCUACUACCGUAUAAAAAACAAAAAGUACUAUUACCGCCGAAAUUAACCCUGCGGGGUGGAAGAAUAUCAAUAUACUGACCGUUGUUGUGAUCGAUCGCUGCCAAAUAGUUUGUUGUCACUUUACCUUUACUGUUACCUUUUACACCACUAAGUUUGAAUGAAACCAAAAUUAAUUGUAAAAAUUGUUGCUUGAUAUUUGAAUUUGUUAUUGUUUUACACUUGUUCUGCCCACACAGCUUUUUAGUUUUACUGCGCAAGUACUGUAAAAUAGAGUUCACGGUCUUCAACUGCGAAGCAAAAUUAAACGCUACUGGCACGACUUGCGUGCUGGAUGAACACGACCGAAAACGUAUACUACGCACAGGUGGUUGAACAAAUUAUUUGCUGCAGAAGUUUACUUGUGUCAACUUCAUGAACUUCGGCAACAGCUUCCGGAAAAAUCGCGGAUUUUUAGGGGCAGCUACUCGCUUCGACACCUUUUUAUAGUUUGGCAGAACCGCAAUCAUGGUCGAGGCAGUGCUCCUCCGCGGUCUUGUUCACAUCGUCGCACUGGAAAGCGAGGGGGUAAAGGAGAGGAAGAACAAGGUACUUACAAUAUUAAACAAAAA